AUGCAGCCGGAGACGAUUGGUUGGUAUGGCCUUGGAUCCAUGGGCAUCAAGAUGGCACUGAACCUCCAGAGGCAUUUAUCUGCACAAGGAAUGGCUCCUCUGCGUUACAGUAACCGCACCCUAUCGAAAGGGGAGGAACUUCAAAAGAUCGGGGCUAUCCCGGAAUCUGAGUUUGGGGAGUUAGUGAACCAAUCAUCUAUUAUUUUCACUAUGAUUACCGAUGACCAAGUGCUGGAGAAGCUUGUCGCCGAGGUGUUGCAGAAAGACAUCAAUCUGCAGGGGAAGAUCUGGAUCGACACUUCCACGGUACACCCCGAAACAUGCUAUAGAUGCUUUACGAAGCUCACGGAGAGAGGCGCUACGUUUGUGGCAUCUCCUGUAUUCGGGGCCAGCCCGGUAGCGGCCGAGGGAAAGCUGAUAUUCGCCAUUGCUGGCACAGCCAGUGCCAUUGAUCGGCUACGGCCCUUUGUAAUCGAUGUCAUGGGCCGAAAGAUGAUCGAAAUGGGGGAAGAUGUUCGUAAAUCAAGUCUCCUGAAAAUCUCCGGCAAUAUUUUUGUGCUUGGAUUCCAAGAGUUGAUUGCCGAGGCCCAGGUCUUUGCAGAAAAGUCAGAGCUCGGGACGGCACAGAUGGAAGAGUUUAUCGGGAGUAUGUUUGGACCUGUUCUCCAAAGUUAUUCGAAACGCAUGACCUCAGGCGCCUACGCACCUCCUCUGGAUGUUCCCCCUGGCUUCUCGGCGGCUCUAGCUACCAAGGAUUGCAAACACGCUCUAUCAAUGGCUCGAGAUAACGGGACGCGUCUGAAGACAUUGGAAGCGGCACUUGGGCAUUUAACAGCUGCGCGGGAGUACGCUGGGGAGACCCUUGAUAGUUCGUCUAUGUAUGGUGCUGUUCGGAUGGAGGCAGACCUCCCGUUCUGGAAUGAAAACAGCCGACAGAGCAAUUAG
Molecule: messenger RNA, 945 nt
Organism: Clonostachys solani
Lineage: Eukaryota; Fungi; Ascomycota; Sordariomycetes; Hypocreales; Bionectriaceae
Source: the annotation of a GenBank genome assembly